UACACCAGAUACUGCUUUUCUUGGUUUUGUUUUUUAGAUGCUGAGGAUACAGCAGCAAUCAACAGAUACAAAUGCUUCUCCUUAUGGAACCGACAUUCUAGCGAUAAAUACAAAUAGAUACUAGAACAGAUAAAUACCUAAAACACAUAGUGUGCGACAGUGAAAAGUUCUCUAGUAAAAAAAUAAAGAUGAAGGGGGAGACAGGAUGCAUAUGGGGAAGGAAGGGUUUGUUUGCAAUUUUACAGAGUGGUUGGACAACCCUUUAUGAGAAGGUGACAUCCCCCUAACCACCAGCGAGAGCCAAGUGAAUCCCUCAAAAGAAGAGCCUGCCAGGCAGUGGGAACAGCCAAAUGCAGAGGCCCUGUGGCAGGAGCCUCCUGGAUCUGUCUGAGAAUGGGGAAAGUAAGCCAGGCAAAUAGGCAGGAGAUGCGGUGAAGAGAAAAGGGAAGAGUUAGAGAAUCGAUCUUUAAGGUCUCGUAGGCAGAGAAAGAACUCAAAUUAGAAGACACUAACACAUUCUAUUUUACUACUAGUACGUAUAAAAACAUCAGAUCCUCGAAAGGUUCGGUAGGAGCUCCCUCCACUGUAAAAUGCGGAUGUCGCAACAGUCCGGCUGGGCGUCUCCACUGUUUCCAUUAGAUUCCGCUGCCAGGACGACUCCCGGGCGUGAAUCCGGGAGAACCACCCUUUCCCAAGUCUGCAACUCUCCACGAGUCGCUGGUCUGGGCCUCAGUCCCCGAGUACCGGUCCUUGUCCCAGUGCCCCACCCCGCACCGGGGUACCCAGACGCGGAACCCACUUCGCUUCUGGCCGCGUCCAGGCCCGCCUCCCGGGGGAGCUGGAAUACCGCCCCGCCGCUGAGACUUCUGGGAGUUGUAGUUCCAGCUUGCUGAGCCCAAAGGCACUUCCGGGUUCGUCCAGAAGCGCAGCCAUUGUUCCGGGCGCGGACACUUGCUGUCGCCCGGCAACUCGGUCCUUGGGAGUUAGCCCCGAGCGGCCUUGCGGAUGCUGAGUAGGGGAGGGCAACUAACUAUCCUAACCCGAGUCGGUCGUGCUGCAGAAUCGGCGCAGAGGUUGUUUAAUUCGAGUCCUUCCCGUCGCAAAGCGGUGACGGUCACUAAGGCGUUGACAGGCCCAAUCUGAGCUACUGGCCCGCGGACUCCCAGUGCAGCUCAGGACCUCAGCACACUGCUAUACCUAGAGGACAGCAUGGAAGAGCAGGAUGAGAAGUGCCCAGGGGCCGUGAAGGCCUGCGUGCAGGACUCUCUCCUUUCUCAAGAGAUUAUCAUCAAGGUUGAAGGAGAAGAUGAUGGAUCACUGUCCAUCCCAUCCCAGGAAGGAGUGAACUUCAAAAUUGUGACUGUGGACUUCACUCAGGAGGAACAGGGCACUUGGAACCCAGCUCAGAAGACCCUGGACAGAGAUGUGAUCCUUGAAAACCACAGGGACCUUGUCUCUUGGGAUCUGGCAACUACACUUAGAAGAAGAGAAUCAACUUCAAAAAGGAGCAGCUUUGAUGAUGAAUCAUUUCAUGGAGUGAAGAUAGAAAAAUUGACAAGGGAUGAUCCUUGGUUAUCUUCAUGUGAAAAAGUCCAUGAUUGUAAGCACCGGUUGGAGAAUCAACAGGAAAAAGAAGAGAGACUUUUGCAGGAAGUGGCAUUCACUCAAAGGAAAGCUGUUAUUCAUGAGAGAGUCUGCAAAAGCAAUGGGCUGGAGGAGAAGAGUGGUCUGAAUUCCAGUCUUCGUUCACUCCCAGUGAUUCCCAUAAGAAACUGUGUUGAUAAACAUGUAUCACAUUUUAAAAAAUUGCAUCAUAAUUCUGUUGUAAGCAGCCAUCAGAAGUUUGAUGACAGUGAGAAACUAUGUGAAAAUAAUGAAUGUGGAACCCCCCCUCAGAGCAGUCACCUUAUUCAGUAUACAAGAACUCAAACCAAAAAAUCCUAUAGAUUUAGCAAUAAUUUUCCAUCUUUGAGCCAUGAUACACCCUUAGAUGUACAUGAAAAAAUUCAUGCAGGAGGAAAACCCUUUGAUUUUAAGGAAUGUGGGCAAGUUUUGAACCACAGCUUAUCCCAUAGUGAACAAGAGAAAAUUCCUGUUAAAGAGAGUCAAUAUAAAUAUAGAAAAACCCCUCAGAAUUCAUCCCUUGCUGAAAACAUGAGAAAUCAUUCAGAAGAGAAACCUUUUGAGUGUAAUCAAUGUGGGAAAUCCUUCAGCUGGAGCUCACAUCUUGUCGCACAUCAGAGAACUCAUACAGGGGAGAAACCUUAUGAAUGUAGUGAAUGUGGAAAAUCCUUCAGCCGGAGUUCACACCUUGUUUCCCAUCAGAGAACUCAUACUGGAGAGAAACCUUAUAGGUGUAAUCAAUGUGGAAAAUCCUUUAGCCAGAGUUAUGUCCUUGUCGUCCAUCAGAGAACUCAUACUGGAGAGAAGCCUUAUGAAUGCAGUCAAUGUGGAAAGUCAUUCAGGCAGAGCUACAAACUUAUUGCACAUCAACGAACUCAUACUGGAGAGAAGCCCUAUGAAUGCAACCAAUGUGGGAAAUCAUUUAUCCAAAGCUAUAAACUUAUUGCACAUCAAAGAAUUCAUACUGGAGAAAAACCGUAUGAAUGCAAUCAAUGUGGGAAAUCCUUUAGUCAGAGUUACAAACUUGUUGCUCAUCAGAGAACUCACACUGGAGAAAAACCCUUUGAAUGUAAUCAGUGUGGAAAAUCAUUCAGCUGGAGCUCUCAACUUGUUGCACAUCAAAGAACUCACACUGGAGAGAAGCCGUAUGAAUGUAAUGAGUGCGGGAAAUCUUUCAACCGCAGCUCUCACCUUGUUAUGCACCAGAGAACUCAUACUGGAGAAAAACCCUAUGAAUGUAAUCAGUGUGGGAAAUCCUUCAGCCAGAGUUACGUUCUUGUUGUACAUCAGAGAACUCAUACUGGAGAAAAACCCUAUGAAUGCAAUCAAUGUGGCAAAUCCUUCAGGCAGAGUUCAUGCCUUACUCAACAUCAGAGGACUCAUACUGGAGAGAAACCCUAUAAAUGUAAUCAGUGUGGGAAAACAUUCAGUUUGAGUGCUCGACUUAUUGUACAUCAAAGAACUCAUACUGGAGAGAAACCUUUUACAUGUAAUCUGUGUGGGAAAGCUUUCAUUAACAGUUCUAAACUUAUUAGGCAUCAGAUGACUCACACUGAAGAGAAACCUUAUGAAAUAUAACAAGUUUGGAAGUCUUUCAGCUAGUGUUUAUUCCUUUUUCUUUAAUUCUUUCUUAAAGACUUAUUUUAAUGGAGUAAGUUGCCCAUGUAGUAAGAAGAACUAGUAUAAAAGCAAUACAUGUGGAGAAAAUUC
Nycticebus coucang (slow loris) is the source of this 3333-nucleotide messenger RNA. It is a transcript of the gene ZNF180, whose product is annotated as zinc finger protein 180. The record is from RefSeq and is a predicted model, not a curated record. Gene Ontology annotation, biological process: regulation of transcription by RNA polymerase II. Bases 1210 to 3201 code for a protein of 663 amino acids. Lineage: Eukaryota; Metazoa; Chordata; Mammalia; Primates; Lorisidae. Gene Ontology annotation, cellular component: nucleus. Gene Ontology annotation, molecular function: DNA-binding transcription activator activity, RNA polymerase II-specific; RNA polymerase II cis-regulatory region sequence-specific DNA binding. The transcript has 5 exons.